Messenger RNA from Notothenia coriiceps (black rockcod), 743 nucleotides. Its product is annotated as low-density lipoprotein receptor-related protein 5-like. The transcript has 3 exons. The record is from RefSeq and is a predicted model, not a curated record. Bases 178 to 678 code for a protein of 166 amino acids. Lineage: Eukaryota; Metazoa; Chordata; Actinopteri; Perciformes; Nototheniidae.
CACACACACACACACACACUCACUCACUCACUCACUCACUCACUCACUCACUCACUCACACACACACGCAUGCAGACCAGACACGUAUCUGCUUCCACAGAGGAACACCGGCCGAUGUGUGAACACAAGCUUUACAACUUAAUUAAGGAGUAAAUAUCCGAAAAUGGAGUGGGAGUUAUGGAUUUAACGCGAAGGGGACUUGAAAUGGGCGGUCUGAUGCUGCUGCUGUGGAGCUGCCUGCUGUCGGCGGUUGACGGCUCACCUCUCCUCCUGUUUGCCAACCGGCGUGACGUGCGAUUGGUCGAUGCCGAGGGCGUGCGGGGUGAGUCGGCCAUCGUUGUUAGUGACCUCGAGGAUGCAGCAGCGGUGGACUUCCUGUAUUCCGAGGGCCUGAUAUUUUGGACAGAUGUCAGUGAAGAGGCCAUCAAACAGACGCACUGGAAUCAGUCAUCAAACUCCCUCAAAGAGGCUCUGGGAACUGGGCAGACUGUGGUGGUGUCGGGGCUGGACAGUCCUGAUGGGCUGGCCUGUGACUGGUUGGGUAGAAAGCUCUAUUGGACAGACUCGGAGACCAAUCGUAUCGAAGUGGCCAACCUGGACGGCACCUCAAGGAAGGUCCUGUUCUGGAUGGACUUGGACCAGCCCAGGGCAAUCGCUCUGAACCCCGCUCAACGGUAACACCUUUGACAUAAAGAUAAAGACAAAGGACCUGUUAAGCCCGAGAGACCCCGGUACCGGGGCCC